AGUGUGCGCUGUGGCUCUGCAAGGGAACUUGGGGAGACAACACUCUUUGUAAGACUUAGUUAUAGAAAUUAAUCUUAGAAAGUGAUUUAGCUGUAAAAUGAAUAUUCUUGAGCGAAAUAAUAUAUUGAACGUCGGUGACAAAAUCGAGCGAAGGAAGUUAAUUUGCUGGCCGAGCUCCAAGUACCUGUCGCACAUAACCGCCGCGUCAAGCUGGUUCGCCAUGGAAAUAAAGUUGCCACAACUUGUAAGUUUAAUGGAUGCUACGAUUCUGGAAGGAAUCCACGUCCUUGCAUCGCAAGUCCAGUCAAUAUGGCCUACAAAAGGAAUGUUUCAUCAACAAAUACAUGUGGUAACCCAGCUAGUGGGUUCUGUGAGCUUGGCCCUGGACAAAAGUGCUUUGAGUGUGAUGCUAAUAAAACAGAUAAAAGGCAUUCUCCAGUAUUCAUAGUUGAUAAGGAAUUUGAUACUCCAUAUUUCCUUCAAGAUGUAACAUGGUGGCAGUCUCAAACAUGGUGGGACACAAACCAACUUGGAAUGUCAAACCAGUUCAAUCCUUUGAAGGUAAACAUAACACUGUCUUUUGGCAGAAGGUUCCACAUAUCUGGUGGUAUCAUAGUGAGAUUUUACAAUGAGAGACCAAUGGCCAUGUUUCUGGAAAAGUCAAGGGACUAUGGUAAAACAUGGAAAGUUUUACAGUACUUUGCUUUUAAGUGUCCCUUGUAUUACAACAUGGAUGAAAUGGAACCUGUUCCGAAGAACAAUCUAUUUGAAGCAACCUGCACUGAGGAUUACAGUGGACAGUUCCCACCAAGAUAUGGAAAGGUGGAGUACAGAUUUGAUAAACGCUAUGAUGACAGUUGUCGUUACUUUGAUGAAGAGAUCCAGAAUUUCAUGUUAGCAACAAAUGUACGAGUCAGACUUGAAUAUCCUUACACAGAUGGCCUUGAAAAAGUAUUUCAGACUGAGGAUGUACUCAACAAGUAUUAUUAUGCAAUCUCAGAUAUUGUAAUAACAGGACGGUGUGACUGUAAUGGGCAUGCACAAUAUUGUACAGGACCACGCAUGGAGGAAACAUGUGAAUGUGAGCAUAAUACAAUGGGACAGGAUUGUGAAAUGUGCAUACCAAUGUUCAACAAUCGUCCAUGGAUGCCAGCAAAUGCGAGUCAUGCAAAUGAAUGCAAAGAAUGUGAAUGUAAUAACCAUGGAUUGUCCUGUAUAUACAAUGAUACUCUGGGCUACGGUGUUUGUACCAGUUGUCAACACAAUACCAAAGGAUCACAAUGUGAAGCAUGUUCACCAAAGUACUAUAGGAAUGCAAAUGUGCCUUUACAAGAUCUAAACACAUGCAUUGCUUGUAACUGUUUCCCAGAAGGUAUUACAAAUGAUGGUACAUGCCUGCAGGAGGCAACACCCACGCAGGUGAUUGGACAGUGCCGGUGUAAGGAGAAUGUGUUUGGACGACAGUGUGAUCAGUGUAUUCCAGGAUACUGGGGUUACAGAGGAAAUCCAGCUGGUGAAUGCAAAGCCUGUGGAUGUGAUAUCUUGGGAACAGUGAACAACACUUUACAGUGUGACCAGUAUACUGGGGACUGUCCAUGUAAGGAAUCUGUACAGGGCAGGUACUGUGUGGAAUGUAAAGAUGGCUUUUACCUGUUUCCACUAACCAAGGAUUCAGAUUGUCUAAGGUGUCCCUGUGAUUUAGGUGGGGCAUUCCCUCGAUGUGACAAAUUGUCAGGCACCUGUUCUUGCCGCCCUGGUGUAGAAGGAAGCGAGUGUGAAAGAUCCCAGCAGGAACAUUUCUAUCCAUCCUUGGACUUCAUCCAGUUUGAACUAGAAGAUAUGCAUGGUACCUUCACAACUUUGACUCCAUCUGAGGGUUAUGGAGUAGACUUCAGUGGGCAUGGUUUUGCCAUUCUCUAUACAGGGCAAUAUGCCUACAUUGAUAAUGCCAAAGUGUUAGCCAGCCACCAGUUCUAUGCAGUUCUUCGUUACAGUAUCACCCAAAGUUGUACAUUUGAUUUUUCUGCGAAGCUUGUAUUGGGCAUCACAAGUACUGGCCAAAAUACCAGCAUUGAAUUUGAUCUUUUAAUGGAGAAGCAACCAGAAAGAUCAGGGAAAACAUGGAGGUCACCUCAAACUGUAACACUAUUGACUGGCAAAGUCUACAACCUCUCACUGACAUAUAACAGUAUCAAUGACAUUGAGAACUGCUCUGUUCAUGUUGACUCACUGGUCUUUCUUCCUGAUGUAAAUACUACCAGAGCUUAUACUGAGUCAGAAAGAGACACUCAAGAUCAGUUACAUAGUUGUGCUCAAGCUUCUUUGUCUCUGGCAGCAUCAGAGCCAGCUUACUGCAACAAACUGGUGUUUGCUGCAAGUACAGAAAUCUAUAAUGGUACCUUGGCCUGCAGGUGUAAUCCUGUUGGUAGUGUUAGUGGUACACAAUGUACAGCUUAUGGAGGCCAGUGUCAGUGUCACCCAGGAGUUGUGGGACGUAUCUGUGACUCCUGUGAUAAUGGAUACUAUGGAUUUUCUUCAACAGGAUGUAAACGUUGUCAGUGUUCUAAUGCGGGGUCUUUGCAUUUUGCCUGUCAUUUGACAACUGGAAAGUGCCAGUGCAAGGCCAAUGUUGAAGGACACAACUGUGACAUCUGUAAAGAUGGCUCCUUUAAUUUGGAUAGUGCUAAUGAGCAGGGAUGUCUGUCUUGUUUUGGUUAUGGCAGAGCGAGUAGUUGUAAAUCAGCUAGUAGAUUUGUUGCAUCAGCCAUAUUAAAUGAAUUUGAAAAUAAAACAGAGUUUGAUUGGGUGGUGGUAAACAGGACAGGUGAUGUGAUUCCAUUUGUUGACUCAGCAUCCAAUGGCUUGGUUGUUACCUCUGUUCUUGUGCCACCUGUAAUGUACAUUAGUGCACCUUCCUUAUUUCUUGGAACACAGUUCAGGUCAUAUGGCCAGAGACUACAUGUCAAAAUAGACAUCAAAGAUCCUGGUAAUGGACAAAACCCGGCUGCAGCAGAUGGAGAUGUCAUCCUGGCCAGUGGCUCUAAAGAAGUGGCGCUCAACUUUAUUCCCUCCCCCUCUCCUAACGUCUCGUCAUAUCACGUGAUACUAGAUGAAACACACGUGAUUGAUGGGCAGUCGGUAUCAUCACUGGAGUUCCAGUCCAUUUUGGCUGGGCUGACAUCUCUCAAGCUCCGUGCUUCGUAUUUCCCACAGAGUACCGUGACUUUCAAGGAGGUAACUUUGGAGACUGCCGUGAAUGAGCGAGGUAUACCAGGUGAAGUUUCGGUUGGAUUUGUAGAAAAUGCUACGUGUCACACAAACUACUCAGGGCUAUCGUGUGAAUUGUGUGCGCCAGGGUACACUCGUGAGGUGAAUGGAAGUGGGCCAAGUGGCCGUUGUGUUCUUUGUUCCUGUAAUAACCGGAGCACAGAAUGUGACAGGGAGACUGGGGCGUGCACCAACUGUCAAGUGGGUACCUAUGGUGACCGCUGCCAUUUGUGUACAAAUAAUGUGCUGGGACCAGAAUGCACUCAGUGUGGGCCUGGCUAUUGGGGACUGUCAGAAAAUGGUUGCAGAGCCUGUGAUUGUCACCCUGUUGGAACUGCCUUUGGAAACACAACCUUAUGCGACCAAGUGACUGGUCAAUGUGAGUGUAACACAACAGCUAGAAUAGGGGGCAGGCGCUGUGACAGGUGUAUGGAAAAUAGCUGGAAUACUUCAGACAGUUUGUUCAGCUGUAGAGAAUGUUCCUCCUGUUACUCUUCUAUCCAAGAGGAUGUGAAUGUUGUUCGCACCCGGCUCCUAGACAUAGAAGAUGAUCUCUCGGCUCUUAUGAAACAUCCUGCAUUACUUCACAAUCUCACAUUUGUGGAGCGAUUGCACCAGCUGGCCACGGAAGUCAGCGUACUUACCCAAACAAUCAGCAGAGCAUUGGAGAUAGAAGGAAAUUUAACAUCUCAGUGGCUAACGUUUGCAGUUGCAUGCCACGACUUGAGUACCAACCUAAACCACACUGAGACAACUUAUGUGAAUCACACACUUUAUUAUGCAGCUGUAGUGGAUGCCAAUAGAAAAGAAAUCGAGAGCACUGUUACGCAGAUUCGUGAUGUAGUCAGGGAGGCAGCCCGCUUAUUGGGAACUCCUAUGAGACACAAACUAGAACAGAACGAAGUGUUGUCCAGAUCCCUGGCGCUCGUAGCAAAGGAGUUGAUAGGUGUCGCAGAAGGUGUGAUUGAACAUAAAAAUCGCACCGUCGCAAUUAAUGGGACAAUUUUUGCGCGUGUAGAAUCCGCAUUGGAGACAGCAAGCAAUGCUACUGAAAAAGCACAAGAUGCGAAUUCUACCCAGGUUCAACUGACUAAUCUGCUGCAGCCACUGUAUGAAAACGUAUCAGCAGCAAAUACUCUUGGAGAGCAAACAGUGGCAUUGGUGUUAAGCAAACUCACCAGUGCUAGUAAAGCGUAUAAUGACAGUGAAACAAUGAUAGCCGAGGCUAGUCAACCAAACCCUAACAGGAGCAGUGUGUUACAAGAUUUGAAAAGAAAGACAAUUGAGGCAAGAAAUCUGGCAGCGCAUUUCCUCAAUCAAACCAGCGAACUAUAUCAUUCCAGUGCGGCUGUGGCUGGUCAGGUUCACGCUGCCAUAGAAAGAUCGGUACAUCUGGAAGAGGAAGUACAAAACGUGUUGUUAAAUGGUACACAGCUUCUACAGAGAUCCCAGGCUGCAUUAAGUUCCACACAGGCUUCUGUCUCAAGAGCUAACAAGGUGCAUGAACAUGCGAAGAGAAUGUUGAAUGUCGCGAGCAACUUUGAAGCUGAAUCUCGUCAGGUCCAGGCCUCUGCCAACAGGUCCUUGUUAACUGUUUCCUCCGCUCGCACCAACGCUCACGACAUUUUAAGGAAUGUUUUUGCAGUGAAUGAAUCUUCUGCAAACUCGCUGAAAACGGUUGAGGAGGCUCUGCAACUUGGAGACGUGGUUGAUAAAUCUUCUGCUUCCGAAAAGCAGGUCGUGAAGAAGGCUCUCCGCCUGGCGUAUAAAUUGUGGAACGAGACAACUGGAGUGAACAUGGUAGGUAACGCUACUAUGGAAGACUUCAUGGCUCGAAAUAUAGAACCCAUCCAGAAACUCUGUCAAAACCUGUCGACAAAAGCCUCCAACUUGUCAAACAAUGGCCACAUUAUUCUUCAUAGAGCUGCUCAUACAAACGCUACUGUGCAUCAACUAAUUAUUUUGAUUAGACGCGUGAUGAAUGAAAGCUCUGGUUUGCCUCGAGUCAGAGUGGACGAUCUGCCCACUCUCAGGGAGGGGGUGAAUUCAGCCCGACAGCAAUUUGACGGGCUUCAACUCCAGCCCCAGUUAGAGGAGUUAAAAAGAGAGCUUCAACUACAGAAGACAAAGAUGGCAAUUUAUAAAGAGCGGAUUCACCAGCUUCGGUCUGAUAUUCAGAAAUAUAAGGAUUUAGUAAGGUCUCUACCUUCCUUUAAGCUUUGCUAACUUUGCUAAUAGAGAGGAGCUGAAAAACUAGAUUAUGUAACCAAACAUCCAUGGGACAUUGCGGACAGUCACAAGGCCUUACGCAAGCCCUUUUGGUAUUGAGUAACACAACUUUACUGAUCAGACCACUUCAGCACAGCCUGGAGAGAUUUUUCAGGUUUUUUUUCUUUUUGACUGUGUCAAAACAACACAUCAAGACUUAAACUGAGACAUGGAGUAUCUUUGUAGCCGGUUAACUACAAAGUUUUAUGGCCAGUUUUUCGGUCUUUGGCCCUUGAUGUAAUUAAGACUGCUUACAAGUUCCGCAGGCUGUUCGACUAAGGGCCUGUUUACAUGGAGGUGGGGGACCCCAGGUAGGUGAGGUAACCCGCCUAGCCGUGGUCGAAAAAUAAAACGCGUUUCCAUGCAAUCUUAUAACCCCGGCGUACUGGGGUGAGGUUUCUUGAGGUUGUUGUUGUGCUUGCAAUUGAGGAGUUUGAGCGGAGGUUACCCUACCUGGCAGACCGGACAACCCGCCUAGGCGGGUCACCCCACCUAUCAUGUAAACGUGAUCAAGAUAAAAUAAGAAAUCAUAUGGACAGGCGAGUUACCCCACCUAGGCGGGUUACCUCACCUACCUGAGGUCCCCCACCUCCAUGUAAACAGGCCCUACUAGUAUCAUGAUUUGCUGAUGAACGAGUAUUCAUGCUUCCCCAAUACUGGAAUAAUACUAUCCCACUCCAGUAUGUGCUAAUUACAAACUUUUGGAGACUAUGCUGAAGCAGUGAUUUCAAUUGCUAUAGUAGUCUUCAAUUUCAGCGCCUUAAAAAGUUAGAAAGUUUGAGAACAGACAGUGUAAGUCAGUAAAAAGCUCCUUAAAGAUUCCAAUCAAGAUUGUUUGCUUUUAACUCUCGAUCCGGAAAAGAGGUCUGUUAAUUCAGUUAUUCGGUGUUGGCAUCCUCGUUAUGGAAAUUAAAGAACUCAAAAUUCGAGGUCUUUCAAGGGAUAACCGUGAGAAUGCGAUUCUUCAUGAUCAGUUGUAGCAGGGUGCAGGCGUUCAAUUUGUAAACAUGACUCUGUUAAAAUGGGUCGCAAGCGUGGCGCAGAACAUAGAAAGAAGUGAGGUUUGCAACAGGUCUGUGCUACCGUCACGCCCCGUUUACAAACUGAACGCCUGAAAAUACAAGUGAAAUUAGUUAGUAUCAUUUUGAUAAUGCUAAUGAUGUUACUAUUAUUUGGUAAUUUGGCGUAUGUCAGAGAGUAAUUUAUCAAAAGUUGCGUCAUUACUGGGUACUAAGAUCCACCAACAGCUGUGUUCCAGUGUAGGUAUUUGUGGUCCCUCAAUAAAAAAUGUGU
Messenger RNA from Pocillopora verrucosa, 6828 nucleotides. RefSeq lists its product as uncharacterized. Lineage: Eukaryota; Metazoa; Cnidaria; Anthozoa; Scleractinia; Pocilloporidae. Gene Ontology annotation, biological process: animal organ morphogenesis; motor neuron axon guidance; dendrite development. Gene Ontology annotation, cellular component: basement membrane. The record is from RefSeq and is a predicted model, not a curated record.